CUCUCUCUGAAUUCCUAGUUGUGAUUGCAUGAUAUGGCUGAGACCGGCCUCAUCUUCAUCACCUCUCUUAUCGAGGAGGCACUUUCCAAAACAACUUCAUUUGCUGCUAGACCUGUGUUUUCGCCUGCUUUGCAGGAGUUGUUUGCGAAUCUUGCUCAGUUGCUGACUCCAAUUCAAGCUGUCGCCGUAGGCGCGGAGGAAAUGCAAGAAAGUGAUCCAGCCCUGAGGCUUUGGCUGCAGAAGCUCAACGACGCAGUUUAUGAUGCGGUGGAUUUAUUGGAUGAGUGUGGUUAUCAUGUUCUUCUUAUGGAAGUUGAGACUCCAAGCCUCAAGAGGAAGCGAGAUCAGGUGCACACUUCCUUUUCUCCCUCCAAUGUUGAUUCCUUUAGUAUGGAGAUGGCUGAAAAAUUUAAGAUGAUUAAUGAAUCUUUAGCUGAAAUUAGAAAGGAGGUAGACUUUAUUAAUCUGAUUAUCCAAUUUCGAAAGCAAAAACUUGCAACUGCUAGGCCAUGUUCUGAGAUGGUGUACCUUCUUGAUAGUUCAGAAGUUGUUGGAAGGGAAGAUGAUGUCUCAAAAAUUGUCAACUUGUUGAAUGAGCAAAGGAGUCAAUGUCCGAUCUCUGGAAUUUCAAUAGUUGGGGUGGCAGGUGUUGGAAAGACAACAGUUGCAAGAUUAGUUUAUAUGAAGGCAGAGGAAGAAAAGCUCUAUGAUGUAGUAGCUUGGGUGUGUGUAUCCGAGGAUUUUAAUGGUCAGAGAAUUUUGGGUGAGAUGUUAGAAUAUUUUGAGACUAGUAUUGUCAAUCCAAAUACAAUUGACGCACUGCUUCAAGAUCUAGCCAAAGAAUUGGAAGACAGAACUUUUCUUCUCGUUCUUGAUGAUGUGCGGGACAAAGAUCUCAACAACUGGAUUGUUUUCUGCUCUAGUUUGUCUAAAAUUGUGAAAACUAGUGGGAACUCUAUUGUCCUAACAACUCGCAGUGAACAUGCAGCAUCUGUCACAGAGAAGCUUCCUAUGUGUAGGUAUGGUUUGCAAAGGCUGUCAGAUGAUGAGUGUUGGAUGAUAAUUAAGAAGGUAGUUCUCAGUUCAUUUGCAAAAAAAUUGAUACCUUCAGAUCCUAUUGGGCUUUCUAUUGCAAAACAAUGUGGUGGCUUGCCUUUGAUUGCAACGGCCAUAGGAGGAACAUUGAGCAGUCAUAUUGAGGCAGAUGAAUGGUUGGCUAUAACAAAAAAUGAAGAAUGGAAGUUAGAAUAUAGAAAUGAAGUUCUAUCUGCCUUAAAAAGGAGCUUCUUCAAUUGUCUGCCUUCACAUUUGAAAAAAUGCUUUUCUUAUUGUUCAAUUUUUCCAAAAUGUUCUGAAAUUAGAAAGGAUGAUUUAAUUCAACUAUGGAUGGCUGGAGGAUUAAUUCAUCAACAGUCUAAUGAAAGUCAGAUGCCAAUGCCAAUGGAGAGUAUUGGACACUUGUACUUUAACGAGUUGUUAUCCAAUUCCUUAUUCCAAGAGGUGAAAAGGGACACAUUUGGGAAUAUUGAAUCUUGCAAAAUGCAUGAUCUAGUGCAUGACCUUGCUCUGUUUGUUUCAAAAGGUGAAACUUUUAUAUGGGAGAUUGGUUCCAAAAUCAAUUCUAAUUUUCGAAAUUUGAGAGUCCAGAAUGAUGGGGAAGUGCUUCCAGCCAUUCCAAGAGGUGUUCAUUCUUUGUUUUUGGAGGGAGAUGUUUGUAUUAGUAUGGAGUCAGAUCUCAAAAGCUUGCGAUCUUUAAAAAUAGUGGGAGCUAAAACGGAAGUAUUGCCAGCUUCUCUGGAGAACUUGCAACAAUUGAAAUACCUUGAAAUCUCAGGAAGCAAAAUAACAGCACUACCAGCAUCUUUCUCCAAGCUCUACAUGUUGCAGACUUUAAAAGUUAUACGAUGCAAUCAUCUUCAAAAGCUUCCUGACGAUACAAGCAAACUAGAUAGCUUGAGACAUCUUUAUUUUGAUAAUGAGAGGCUUAUGCCGAAGGGGAUUGGACACUUAACUUCCCUUAUAACCUUACCACUAUUUUUUGUGGGAAAAGAAAAGGGAUUCAGGAUUGAAGAACUUGGAUGCUUAAACCAACUUAGAGGGAAACUGAAGAUUGUGAAUCUUAAUUGUGUAAGAUCCAAAUCAGAAGCCACUAGAGCGAGGCUAAGUGAAAAGACAGAAUUAGAUGACAUUCCAGAAGCUUGCCUAGGUAGCCUCACCUCCAUGAAAGAGUUAGGGAUGGGUCCUUUCUGCAGUGCUUUGGAGGAAUUUCCAGGACUCACCUCCAUUGAUCGCCUCCAUGCCUCCCUUGAAGUUUUAAAAUUGUAUGGAUGGCCGAAACUAAAGUCUCUUCCAUAUCAGCUUCAAUAUCUCACUUCCCUGAAGAAAUUACAUAUACAAAAAUUUGGAGUAGAAGCUUUUCCAAAGUGGUUUGGAGAUCUCUCUUCUCUAGCUUCUUUAAGGAUUAACCAGUGCUUUGAAUUGAAGAGCAUUCCAGAGAAGAGCAUAGGAACUUGUGCUCAAAUGGAUUGAUCACAAUGCAGAUAUCUCUCGGCAUAUCUGAAUCUCGGUGUCUCACAAUGUUACAGUUUGUGUAAGUAUAGAUGUAUCUCUCAUGAAAAUAAACUGUGAAGAUGUUG
Messenger RNA from Rubroshorea leprosula, 2636 nucleotides. NCBI's taxonomy places the organism in Eukaryota, Viridiplantae, Streptophyta, Magnoliopsida, Malvales, Dipterocarpaceae. The record is from the annotation of a GenBank genome assembly.